ACUCAAAGCAGGAAGAGGGAAUGGGAGAGUGGGAGAGCCGGAAGAGUGGAGACAAGGAAUAUUCCAUUAGGCAAGGGCUGUCAACGCUAACACCGUAGGAUCCCCCGUUUUCCUUAUUUGUAAGCGUAUUUCUCAAAGAAAAGUGCAAGCGGCGAAGAUGUGGAAGGCAGCAGCAGGUCAGUCUGUGAAGGUGGCAGUUGAUGAUGGAGGAGACGACUGGGAGACUGAUCCAGACUUUGAGAACGAUGUGUCAGAAAAAGAGCAGCGAUGGGGUGCCAAGACUGUGGCCGGCUCAGGACAUCAAGAACAUAUCAACAUCCAUGACCUGCGCCAGACGGUCUCCUCGGAGCACACCAACCUGAAGCAGAAGGAGCUGGACGACAUGCCCAAGGCCUCGCAUGGCUAUGGGGGCAAGUUUGGCAUCCAGGAGGACCGCAUGGACAGUUCGGCUGUGGGCCAUGACUACCAGAGCAAGCUGUCCAAGCACUGCUCCCAGACAGACACCUCCAAAGGCUUUGGUGGCAAGUUUGGAGUUCAGGCAGAUCGCGUUGACCAGUCUGCUGUGGGUUUCGAAUAUGCUGGGAAGACAGAAAAGCAUGCCUCACAGAAAGACUACUCCACGGGUUUUGGGGGGCGCUACGGGGUGCAGACUGAUCGGGUGGACCAGAGUGCCCUGGGCUUUGAUUACCAGGGCAAAACCGACAAACAUGAGUCGCAGAAAGACUACUCUAAAGGCUUCGGUGGAAAGUUUGGUGUGGAGACGGACAAGGUGGACAAGAGUGCGGUUGGGUUCGAGUACCAGGGGAAGACCGAGAAACACGAGUCACAGAAAGACUAUGUGAAGGGUUUCGGUGGAAAGUUUGGCGUGCAGGCUGACCGCCAGGACAAGUCGGCUCUGGGAUGGGACCAUCAGGAGAAAACGCAGCUUCACGAGUCUCAGAAAGACUAUAAGCGGGGUUUCGGAGGGAAGUACGGGGUUGAGGCGGACAAGCAGGACAAGAGUGCCCUGGGCUUUGAGCACAAGGAGAGCCUGGCCAAGCACGAGUCUCAACAAGACUACUCAAAAGGAUUUGGAGGCAAAUAUGGAGUCCAAAAGGAUAGAAUGGAUAAGAGUGCAGGGACCUUUGAGGAGGUGGAGAGACCAGCCUCUGGCUACCAGAAGACCAAGCCUGUAGAAGCAGUCAGUGCCAACACCGGGAGCAUUAAAGCUCGCUUUGAGAACAUCGCCAAGCAGAAUGAGGAGGAGGACCGGAAGCGCGCUGAGGAGGAGCGGGUCCGGCGGCAGGCCAAGGAGAAGCAGGAGCAGGAGGAGGCGCGCAGGAACCAGGAGGAGGCAGCCAAAGCCAAGCCUCCGUCUCCCGUGCCGAGCCCCAGCCCCAGCCCCACCCCUGCUGCCCAGCCGGUGUACGAGGACACCGGGCUGUAUGAGGAGCCUCCACAGGAGAGCACCGACAACAGCAACAACAUCUACGAGCCUGAGCCUGUGGCCAAGCCCAUGUCCACUCCUGCCACGGAGCAGACCUACGAGGAGACGGCCCAGGAGGACAUGUACCAGAACGUGGACGAGGACUACCAGGCUGGAGGAGGUGGGGACUCCACACCCGCAGGUGGAGCAGAGGAUGCCCAGACGUAUGACUAUGGAGAGGACCUGGGGGUGACCGCUGUGGCCCUGUAUGACUACCAGGCUGCUGGCGAUGAUGAGAUUUCCUUUGACCCUGACGACAUCAUCACCAACAUCGAGAUGAUUGACGAGGGCUGGUGGAGGGGUGUGUGCCGAGGGGCCUACGGACUCUUUCCAGCCAAUUAUGUGGAGGUUCGGCCAUGAGACCACACCCCCACCCACUGGCCACGCCUUACCUGCCAAGCCCGUCUCCCUGGAGGAGAGGCCUUCCUUGCUCUCUUCUCUCAUUCCUCUCUUUUUCCUCCCUUUCACCGCCCCCAGUCUAUCUCGGCCCAUCACAGGGCUUCUCUAAAGUGUCAAGCAUUCUCAGGACUGUCAGCUCAGCUGCGUUUCUCCCCCUCUGUCUUGGUUCUCCUCCGUGCUCCACUCUCCCCUACUGGUCAUCAGAGUGUCCAUCUCGUUGGGAGGCAGCAGUGAGAAAUCGCGUGUAGCAGCGAGGAGAGGGAUUCCUGUAACAAGCUUCCCUGUAGCUCCUAACAGACCAACGGAUGAGCGCUCUGCAUACAUGUACUCCACUAGUCUAUCUUCAUUUAGUGCUCUCUCUCUCGCAUAAUCAGCCCUCAUGCAUUAGAGAGACGACCCUUUGUUUCCGUCUCGGCCUGAUGUGUUAGAAAGGCUUAAGCAAAAGCCCUCUGAAGUAUUGACCUCACCUCACAAGCCAUGUAGAGGUUUUAGGAUCACCAAAGAUGAGGGAACUAUUUUAUCUUGCAGUAGAAAAAAAAUGCACCAUUUCGGUGAAACCUUGAGCGGACACUCCUCCUUCUAAAGUGUUUCACUUGCGCUUCUAGUAUUCACAGAGACUUGCUUCACUUGGAAUCCAUGGUUAUCGUAGCUUGUAACUUUUGAGCUGCUCUAAUUAUUUUUCUUUCUUUUAUAUUUGUAUUGGGUAUGCAGUAACUCAUGUGUUUGCCAUGAUGAGGCAAAAAAAGAAGAAAAAAAAAGAUUUCCUUGCUAAGAACAGUCUCGCCAUCUAGACUCACUUGUGCGGUGUAUGACGCAACAUUAACGACACUGCUUAUCAGCCUGAAACAAAAAAUCAGGCUGGAAAAAACCUUUGACCUGCUAGCUGCGGUCUAAUAAUGUGUUAAGCUGGAAUCUAAAGACUGUUUAGAAUAUAUAUGAGAGGAUUUCAGUGUUUUAAAAUAAAUAUAUUGAGGAAAGGGCAAAAUCCUUCUAUGUCCUAUAGCUAUAGCGUCAUCUGUAGAGGAUGUCUGUAUGUGUUCCAUAGGCAUGCCCUGCUGUCUUUAAGUGUUGUUCUGUUCCACUUUGAGUAUGGGAUGCGGUGAUGUAUGGCUACUUAGAUGCUCCACCACUGACCAACACAUUUUAAUCAAGCAGAAGAAUGAUUGAUUUGAGGUUCUGUGUUUCUGUGAGAUUCUAAACAUGACACUGUGUGAUGCUUCUUAAUUUUAACCAAUGAUGACAAUCCCAUCCUGUUGCCAUGGGAAUCGUUUUGGCUUUUGAGUCUAUAGACUAAAGUGUAUGAGUGAUUAAAUGACUUCAUCGGGUUGGGGUUUUAUAAUAAAGUGACCUUUACAAAUA
This is a messenger RNA of Alosa alosa (allis shad), 3223 nucleotides long. RefSeq names its product src substrate cortactin-like. The coding region runs from base 158 to 1825 and encodes 555 amino acids. The record is from RefSeq and is a predicted model, not a curated record. The transcript has 17 exons. Gene Ontology annotation, cellular component: plasma membrane; cortical actin cytoskeleton; lamellipodium. Gene Ontology annotation, biological process: regulation of actin filament polymerization. Lineage: Eukaryota; Metazoa; Chordata; Actinopteri; Clupeiformes; Clupeidae. Gene Ontology annotation, molecular function: actin filament binding.